Molecule: messenger RNA, 1257 nt
Organism: Closterium sp. Naga37s-1
Lineage: Eukaryota; Viridiplantae; Streptophyta; Zygnematophyceae; Desmidiales; Closteriaceae
Source: the annotation of a GenBank genome assembly
AUGCUCGCACUGUGUCGCACGCUGAGAGAGCAGUACAGCCUGGCAGCGGUGACCAACGACAUCUUCACACAAGAGGACGGCGAGUUCCUCAUCAAGCACGCCGCCCUCUUGCCGCCCGGCCGCAUCCGCGCGGUGGAGACGGGCGGUUGUCCGCACGCCGCCAUCCGGGAGGACAUCAGCAUCAACCUGGGGCCGCUGGAGGAGCUUUCCACUGAGUUUAAGGCGGAUAUGUUGCUGUGCGAGUCAGGAGGGGACAACCUAGCGGCCAACUUCAGCCGAGAGCUAGCAGACUUCAUCAUCUAUAUCAUUGACGUGUCGGGCGGCGACAAAAUCCCCAGGAAGGGCGGGCCGGGGAUCACCCAGGCAUACUUGCUGGUGGUGAACAAGACUGACCUGGCGCCGACGAUUAGUGCUGACCUGUCAGUCAUGGAAGCGGACGCGCUGCGCAUGCGGGACGGUGGCCCCUUGGUGUUCGCACAGGUGAAGCAUGGGGUGGGGGUACCAGCCAUAGUGGACCAUGUGCUCACAGCAUGGAGUGCCGCCACAGGCCAGCCCAGGAAGCCCCUCCUUCGCUCCUCCUUCCCCGCUCCCUUUCCUUCCCCCUUCCCUUCCCCCUUUCCGCCCCAUUCAGCCCGACGCACAGCAGCAAUUACGGCAGCAGCAGCAGUGGGCACUCACAGACAGGCCCCUCCUCUCUUCCCUCCCCACUGCUCUCCCCAACCUCCACUGCAGCCCGACGCACAGCAGCGCUUUGUGCGCAUCAAGCAGGCCUACCAGACGCUCACAGACCCCUCCUCCUCUCCUCCUUCCCCGCUCCCUUCUCGCCCCCCUUCCUCCGACGCACAGGAACGCUUUGUGCGCAUCAAGCAGGCGUAUCAAACCCUGACAGACCCCGAUGCUGCUGCCAACGCCAAGGCGCGAGACGCCUCGCAGCGGCAGCAGCAGCAGUGGGCGCGGAGGAACACCAGCAGCAGCAGCAGGGCGAGGGGAGGGUAUGGGGCGCAGUGGGAUGCGGAUUUCAGUGGUCCGUUUGAUCCGUUUGAUGCGUGGAAGGGGCCCUCUAACAAGCCAGAUGACUUCUACAGCCUCGAUGAUUUCUUCAAGGAUCUACAGAAGGAUUUUGAGGAGAAGCAGAAGGAGCGGGGCAGCGGGAAGCCCAAGAGCCUGUGGGAGGAGCUGGCGGACCUUGGAGAGGAUUUAGUGGAUUUCCUGGAGAAGAACAGCACUUUUGAGUUGACUCAGUCGAGCCCGGCAUAG